CUUUUAUCAAGUGGUGAUUUUAUGCAAUGGCAUCAAGCCACAGUUCUUCACCAGUGCCUCAGUCAAACAGCAGUGAUGCUUUCUUUAAAAAGGAAAUGGAUGUCACGAAACGCUUUCGACCUGUGCAGUCACUGCCUGAUGUGUGUCCCAAGGAACCUACAGGCGAUCCCCAUAAUUUAUGUGACAGCCCAUCUCUAGUUGCGGAUCAGCACAGAUGGACUAUUUAUCAUUCCAAAGUCAAUCUCCCAGCAGCACUAAAUGAUCCUAGGUUAGCAAAAAGGGAAUCUGAUUUCUUUACAAAAACAUGGGGAGUGGACUUUGUGGACACUGAAGUCACGCCUUCAUUCUACCUCCCACAGAUCACCAAGGAACAUUUUGCAUUAUACCAACAGGAAAUCGCUCCGAGAGAGAAGGUUCAUGAAAGAUGCAAGAACAUUUGUACUCGUAAGGAUACUUUCGAUGGGACCCUAUUACACACCCACGAUAAAUCCAGGACAGAUCUGGAACAAGUACCUAAGAUAUUUAUGAAACCAGAUUUUGCAUUGGAAGAUUCCUUAACCUUUAAUGCCGUUUUACCAUGGUCUCAUUUUAGUACUGCUGGUGGAAAAGGAAAUCGUGAUGCAGCUUCCUCCAGGUUACUUCAAGAAAAGCUGAGCCAUUAUCUGGACAUUGUGGAAGUCAAUAUUGCUCAUCAGAUUUCUCUGCGCUCAGAAGCAUUUUUUCAUGCAAUGACCUCUCAGCAUGAGUUGCAGGACUACCUCAGGAAAACCUCCCAGGCUGUAAAAUUACUUAGAGAGAAAAUCGCCCAAAUUGAUAAAGUAAUGUGUGAAGGAUCACUUCGAGUUUUAAGACUGUCACUCACCAGAAAUAACUGUAUAAAAGCAUACAAUAAGCUGAAGUUAAUGGCUACUGUACACCAAACACAGCCCACAGUACAGUUGCUGCUAUCCACUUCUGAGUUCGUUGGAGCUUUGGACUUAAUAGCAACCACACAGGAGGUGUUACAGCAAGAGCUUCAAGGCAUUCACAGUUUCCGGCAUCUUGGCUCGCAGCUUUGUGAACUGGAAAAGCUGAUAGAUAAAAUGAUGAUUGCGGAGUUUUCAACGUACGCUCGCAAUGAUUUAAAUAGACCCUUAGAAGAUGAUUGCCAAAUUCUGGAAGAG
Molecule: messenger RNA, 1163 nt
Organism: Nestor notabilis (Kea)
Lineage: Eukaryota; Metazoa; Chordata; Aves; Psittaciformes; Psittacidae
Product: vacuolar protein sorting-associated protein 54-like
Exons: 7
Biological process (GO): Golgi to vacuole transport; retrograde transport, endosome to Golgi
Cellular component (GO): GARP complex
Molecular function (GO): syntaxin binding
Source: RefSeq, a predicted model, not a curated record